CCUGCGCAUUUCCGUGCUUGUGUUGUCAUUGUAUUGUUAAGGAGCUAUGUCUUGUUUUAAGUGAUUCUGGACCAGUUUCACGUGUGAUGCUUCCCGUAUCUAUAACACUAGUUAGCUGUGUUGUCCCCAGAGCCGCUGUCCCUGGCAUAAUAUCCCAUCAUAGCUACCGCCGGUUCACAAGUUGGAGUCGCACGAGGGUUAGUGUACCCUAUUUUCGAUGGUCUAACACACACUGUCAAGACAGAUUAAUGGACAGCUCUCGUCGUUUGUCAAGUGGUGAACCGUGCGGAGAUAAUACUGAACAUAUAGAUGAAGAAUAUCCACGGAUUAUGGAACGACUGCAACAAGUUAAUUCGCAAAAUCUCACCGAGGCAGAAAGAGCGAUACACGAACGACACGUAGUUGCCAUGGAGACAAAGAACGAUUUCUAUAUCGACCCAGCAACCGGUUAUCAAGUGAUGACCAGUCUCGCUCACCUGAAGAGGGGGUCCUGCUGCGGGAAUGAAUGUCGACAUUGCCCUUACAGCCAUACAAAUGUCCCAGAUGCCAAGAAGACGAAGAUAUUCAACGGGUCUUUCUACGUAUGAGUUGAACUUGUUGCUGUGUAUAGUCGCCCUAUUUGUGUGUGCCUUCAGAGCGUACAAGAACAUUGCCAUAUGUAACUGAGGAAUCAAAAAGAGUCCACGAAUCCGUCACUAAGGAGGAAUAUUACGAAUGUAAUAACAAACAGAAUAUAUACUGAGGGAAACAAAUAAGGAUCACAGGAAAAUGCAUGCGUUCCUUUAAUAUUUUCCAGGUUUCAUCACCAACUUUGAAUAGCAAUGUAGCGAUGAAAACUGGAAAAUAACAAAGGAACACUUGCAUUUUCCUGUGAUCCUUUAUUUAUUUCUCUCAGUAUAUGACAAAUGUGUGUGUGCGUGCGUGCGUUUGUGUCUGUGUCUGACUGGCCGCUUGUACGUGAAUGAACUAAAAGACAUUGUUUUGCCAGAUAAAUUAGGCACCCUACCAGAUUCCAGUGUAUGUGCGUGCGUGCGUGCGUGCGUGCGUCUAAAGAUCAUUCAACAAGGUUAAUUGACGAGUAUAAGGUUAUAUCUUCUUCAAGUAAAGAAUGUAUGUGGGCCAAAUACAUCCAGUCCCUUUUGUAGAAGACGAGCAGGCAAGUGAAAGGAAGUUAAUUAAUUAUUGUCAUGUAAUAGUCAUCGCGCCUGACCACCCGAUCCCGUUAGUCGCCUUUUACGACGAGCGUGGAUUACUGAAGAUCAAUUGUAACCCGAAUUCUCACGGGUCCCAGACGUAAAUACUGGCCGUUGUUAUAGGUUAAAGAUACUUCCUGGUUAAAGAUACUUCCUGGUCCGGUAGCCGUUUGCUUGAUCUGUCUGUAUGUACUUCUUAUUUCCUGAAUACAAAAGAAAACAGAAUAAAUAA
Messenger RNA from Haliotis rubra (blacklip abalone), 1425 nucleotides. RefSeq lists its product as uncharacterized. The record is from RefSeq and is a predicted model, not a curated record. NCBI's taxonomy places the organism in Eukaryota, Metazoa, Mollusca, Gastropoda, Lepetellida, Haliotidae. The transcript is spliced from 3 exons. Bases 87 to 587 code for a protein of 166 amino acids.